AUGGUCGCCUCUACUCCGGGUGCUAAUGAUGCUCCCUCGGCCGUCGGCCUCUUCCCGGCCUCGUACGUUGGCCCGUAUGUUGAGCCUGAAGUGCCAGCUGCUGCUCCCCAGCCAGUGCCCGAGCCGACUGCUGCUCCCGAGCCAGUGCCCGAGCCAGUGCCCGAGCCAGUGCCCGAUCCAGCUGCCAUCCCCGUCCUCGAGCCUGCUACCCCUGCGGCCGAUCCGGCUCCUCCUGCGGCCGAUCCGGCUCCUCCUGCGGCCGAUCCGGCUCCCCCUGCUGCCGAUCCGGCCCCCCCUGCUCUGCCGGACAUGUCGGAUCUCGAUGCACUCGACGCAAUGAUGUCGACCGAGGACAUGCCGCCACCGCCACCGCCGGACACGUCGGAUCUCGACGGGCUGCUGCCGCCGGACGUGCCCGACGAACUGGACGAGUUUAUGCCGCCGCCGCCGGACAUGACCGACCUCGCCAACCCGAUCGAUCUACCGCCUCCGCCGGUCAUCUCAAACUACGGUGUCGAGACUCAGGUCACGAUUCCGGACGUGCUGCCGGCAGACAUUCCGCGGGUGCAGACGAUGAUGAUUGAUCCGUCGGUGACGAGCGGUAUGGCGCUGGUCGCGGAGCCUGUGGCACGCAAGGCGCGCAAGUACCGAUUCGAGCCGCUCCGUGGCCGGCCCAUCCCGCCGCCACCGCCACAUGUCGACCCUUCGUACCGGCCGCGUAAGAUCCGCGGCGUGGUCCGCAAGCGCGCCAAGGGCUUCCCCAUCGUCAAGGAGCCGUCAUUCCUUCGCACUGCCCUCACCGAUGUCGACGGGCCGGAGCUCCCGACCGAGCCGAUGUGCAUGGUUGUCUCUGGCGACUCGGCCUUUUCGUUCUCAGUCUACCUCAACACGCUCUUUGACUCGUACGAGCUCGGCGAGGCGGUGCCGUCGCCGCACGCCGCGCCGCUCAUGCCGGCGCCGUUGUCGUGCUUCCAGAUCUACCCGAGCGAGGUGGACGACCUCAAGGACGAGCCCGAGCCCGAGCCCGAGGCCGCCGACGCCUCCGAGCCGCAGGGCGACGACGACUCGCUCUCGGCCCUUCCGCCGCAGGAGACCAUUGACAGCGCUGGACCAUCAUCACCGGUCGGGCCGCCGCUCCUCGACGAGCGCGGCUCGCUCGCGCUCACGGGCCCGCUCUCGCUCGAGUCGCUCGCCGCACGCGCCUCCGAGGCCCAGGAGCGCGCCGCGCGAAAGUACCGCGCUGGCGCCGUCGUCGGCGCAGUCGAUCCGCAGCAGGCCGCCGCCUACUCGCCACUUGCUGCCGCACAUUCGCGCUUUCUCCUUGCCAACGACGCGCCGUCGACGUCCAAACCCAUGGGCCUCGCUGUUUUUGUCCCGUGCACCGCGUCACGGACCACCAUUCGCCUCUUUCCGUCGUCGCCGGUCGCCGAGGCCCAUGCCCUUGUCUGCCGCACUUUCCGAGUCAAGGAUCCGGACGCUGUUGGCCUCGCGGCUGUCCAGGACGGACGGAUGGCGUGGCUGCCGAUGGAUGCGACGCUUGUCGACGCCGGCGUCCGUCCCGGCGACCAGCUCAACCUCAUGCUCCGCGAGCGCAUCGGCUCCAUCCGUGUCGUCAUGGUCCACGAGGCCAGCGCCGCCGUCCACCUCUGGUUCGACCACCGGACCACCGUUGCUGCCGCCCUAGAGGCUGUCCGCGAGCAGGCCAUCGGCAUCUCGCCCGGCGAGCUUGUCGACUAUGGCCUCUUUCUCAACGGCGAGUUUGUGUUCAUGGAACCGGAGCGGACGCUCUCCUCGUACGAGCUCUUCACCUCGGACACGCUCGAGUUCCGGCGGUUUGACUCGUGGCCGCCGCCACCGUCGGUGCACAAGCCGCUGCUCCUCAAGAUUGACAUCGACAUUCCAGGCCAGUCGGGCGCAACCAAGCUCCGCUUCGACCGCGGCCACUCGGUUGGCGCCAUGCUCCUCAUCAUUGCCCGCAAGUUCCGCGUCGCCUCGCUCCGCCACCAUGGCCUCUUUGUCGCGCCAUCCGAGUCGCACCCGGGCUAUUGGCUCAACCCGUACUCGCGGCUCUCGACCUAUCGCCUCUCGCUCAAGAAGCGUAUUUCCUUCCGCCCACGCUUUGCCCCGCUUCGCGUCGCCCUCGCCAACGACCUUGUGCUGGAGGCCGCUGUCCCACCUGACAUCACCGUGCUCGAGGUCGAGAACAUGAUUCGCAAGUCGGAGCUCCUGCCCAUGCCGCCCGGCCGCUCGCACUCGAUGUUCCUUCCCAUCUCGCACAACAAGUGGGACUCACCGAUCACCAUCACCUCGGCGCUCUCCUCGCUCCAGCUCGCCCCGCACGAGUACCUUACCUACGCGUGCACCCCGUUCUCCAUUUCUAUCCGCUCCGUCGCCUCGGGUGAGACCGUUGAGACUAAGGUCUCGCCGACCUGGCCGGCGCUGCGGGUGGUCCAGUACGCGGCCCGCGUUUUUGGCGAGGCCUCGCCGCAGCACCUGUACCUCUCUACAGGCGACUCGGAGUUCCUCCCGUUCGAGGCGACCCUGGCCGAGCUCGGUGUCACACAUGGCACCGUUGUCGACGUUCAGGUGUUCCCGUCCGACGUCAUCGCAGCACACUGCGACCCACCGCCAGCCCCGCGCUCGCGCAACGACGUCAACAUCUGGCACGAGCCGCAAGACUCGGAGGACAACAUUCUGUUUGCCGAAGCCAAGUCUGCAGACACUGGCCUGCCCGAGAUCGAGGCUGCGUCGCUCAACAAGCUCGUCGAGCGGCUGACCUACCCCGACUCGCACGACAUCAAGUUCCAGGACGCCUUUCUCCUCACCUUUGAGUCGUUUACCACGCCCGAGAUGCUCUUCCGCAAGCUCGUCGAGCGGUACCACGUGCCCAAGCUCGAGUCGGAGGACCUUGGAACCUACGCAGCGCGGACGCGGAAGAUCCGGCUCCGCAUCCUCAACGUCUUCAAAAAGUGGCUCCCGUCGGGCUACUCGGACUUUUCAACCCCGCUGCAGGCCUUUGUCCUCAAGUUCAUCAAGCAGGUCCUCGCCGAGGACCAAACGGCCUCGCUCGCGUCGUCGGUCUUCCUCAAGACCCGCCGCCGCCCGCGGACUACUGCCGCCGAACUCGAGACGCCGCCCAUCAUCCCGCCCAAGUCGGUCUCGGACCCGCCGUCGGUGUGGGACUACGACGAGGAGGAGAUUGCCCGCCAGCUCACCCUCAUCAUGUUCGACAUGUACUCGUCCAUUCGCCCUGCAGAGUUCCUCAACCAAGCGUGGGCCAAGGAAAAGUACCACCACAAGGCGCAGAACCUGCUCCGGUUCAUCGACCUCUUCAACUCGAUCGGAAUGUGGCUCGUGGAAGAGCUGGUCAAGCGCGAGACGCUCAAGGCCCGCUCGGCUCUCCUCAACCGCAUCGUCACGCUCUGUGACCAUCUGCGCCGGCUCAACAACUUCUUUGGCCUCAUUGCCGUCCUCGGGGCCAUCAAUAACUCGGCCAUUCUCCGCCUCAAGUUUACCCGUGCCGGUCUCUCUCGCAACAACAAGCGAGUUCUUGCGGAGCUCGAGGAGCUCCUCUCGCCAGACUCGGCGUACAAGGCAUACCAGGCGUACCUGGCCAAGGUUGAUCCGCCGGCCAUUCCUAUCCUCAGCCUCCCGCUGCAGGACCUGACCAUGGUUGACGAGGGCAACGAGGACUACAUCAAGGGCCUCAUCAACUUUGGCAAGCGCGGCAUGGAAGUUGCCCUCAUUGCCAAGAUCGCCCUCUACCAGAACUCUGACUACCUCUUUGAGACCGAGGAGUUCCUCGCCAGCGCUCUCCUCAAGGACUGCAAGCCGUCCGUCGAUGAGCGGACCAUGUACGCCAUGUCGCUGGAGCGCGAGCCGCGUGGGACCGAGUCCAAGUCGCAGCUCAAAUAA
Molecule: messenger RNA, 3915 nt
Organism: Thecamonas trahens ATCC 50062
Lineage: Eukaryota; Apusomonadida; Apusomonadidae
Product: Ras guanine nucleotide exchange factor A
Exons: 1
Coding region: 1-3915 (1304 amino acids)
Biological process (GO): positive regulation of GTPase activity; Ras protein signal transduction
Cellular component (GO): plasma membrane
Molecular function (GO): guanyl-nucleotide exchange factor activity
Source: RefSeq, a predicted model, not a curated record